AUGGACUUCGACCUCCCUAACGAUGUGGAAAGGCUGUUUGUAACCCUGAGGCGGAGACUGGCGGGACCAAAAAUGGCAUUCGAAUAUCGGGAGGAGUUCUGCAUGCGACAGCAACGACCUGAGGAAAGCCUGAUGGGCUAUAUUGGGUCCGUGCGGCGCCUGACUCGGUUGGCAAACCUCAUGUGUACAGCUGCGAAACGCAAUUCACACAUUCUCUAUCGAUUUCUGGCUGAGCUCCGAAAACCCAGAGACAAAGUUGAACUACAUUUACGGCCACCAAAAGAUCUUGCCGCCGCAGAGUCAAUGGCCGAGAUCCUGGAUCAGAACGGGUACCAGGUAAGGCGACCUCAAGGCGUUUUUGCUGUAGGUUUCAGACAGGAAGGGAGAGCACCAACCAGAGAAAAUGGUGAAAGAAAACCCCAAUGGCACCCACGUGCUGCACCUGUCGUCAAACUGGGCAUACCUCGCGAUUUUGUGUGGGGAGGAGGACCGAGUAAGUCCAUACCAACAGUUGACAAUGCCAAUAAUUUCACUGCUAUCAGUUUGGACAUGGGGUUACCCUUUGUUGAGGUAAAUGUGGAGGGAAAAACAGUUAAUUGA
Echinostoma caproni is the source of this 600-nucleotide messenger RNA. Lineage: Eukaryota; Metazoa; Platyhelminthes; Trematoda; Plagiorchiida; Echinostomatidae. The record is from the annotation of a GenBank genome assembly.